Coffea eugenioides is the source of this 4332-nucleotide messenger RNA. RefSeq names its product condensin-2 complex subunit D3. Gene Ontology annotation, molecular function: histone binding. NCBI's taxonomy places the organism in Eukaryota, Viridiplantae, Streptophyta, Magnoliopsida, Gentianales, Rubiaceae. The transcript has 9 exons. Bases 65 to 4081 code for a protein of 1338 amino acids. Gene Ontology annotation, cellular component: condensed chromosome, centromeric region. The record is from RefSeq and is a predicted model, not a curated record. Gene Ontology annotation, biological process: mitotic chromosome condensation; meiotic chromosome condensation.
CUCAGUAAUAGAUAGAGCAGCAGAACCCUUCAAUCUCCAGAGCCCAAAGUCGAUCAAUUCAACCAUGGAUGAAGAAUCCAUCAACAGAAUUCUUGCAGAACUGGAAGCCCAAAAUCCCCUUUCAGCAAUUUCUCUCAAGGACCUUCAAACCCUUCUGGAUUACACACUCAGAACCAAUGAUUCAACAGAUCUUGAAUCUUUUUAUGCUGAAAUUUCUUCAAGAAACCUCUCUUUAACUUCAUUAACCAGUUCCAUUUCCUCCCUCAUGGAUUCUACCGGACCCACAAGAAGUACUCUUUCCCUUUUAGCCUCAAAUGUUUACCUUUCUUUGCUUUUAUCCCCUAAUUCUCCUGUUUUAACUCUGUUCACUCCCAUGGCUUUUGUGUCACUGUUGCGGUCGAUUCGUUGGGCUUUCAAGAACCCAUCUCUGGUUUCUAAUGACGGUCCUGGGGGUGAAAAUCGGGGUAGAAAAAAGCGCGGUGGAGGGAGGCUAGGGGUGGGGAAAAAUAAGGGAAAACAGGUGGAAGAGAGUGAAAAUGACGGUGAAGAGGGAGUUAUUGAGGCGAGGGUGUUUUUUAGUGUUCUGGAGAGGUUGGAAUUAGUGUUGGGCUUGGUUCAUUUGGAUAGGUUUCCGGAUAGUUUGAGGAGUUUGGUUCAGACAGUGGCUGAGAUUCCUGUUGUGGCAGUUGAGGUUUGUAGGAGUUCAGGGAGUUAUGAAAAGUUAUGCGAGUUGAGUUCUCAGAUUUUGAAUGAAGUGCUUAAAGCUGAGCAUGGGGAUCAGACAGUUUCUGCAGCUGAAGUUUUGAAGUGUUUGACACCUUUGAUGUUUCUUCCUAAAUCACAGGCUAGGAGUUUUGGAUUGCAGUUUGUGGUGAAUAGAAUGAUGAGAUUGGCUAACCAUUCGAGUGAGAUUAAGAAAGCAGUUGUCAAUUUGCCCAAGUACUUGGUGCAUAAGGCCCCGGAAAAGGCUGAGCCAAGGACUUUGGCUGUGGAAUCUAUAAUGGAGAUUGUUAAAGUUUUGGCGUUUGAGGAUCAAGUUGAAUUUACACAUUAUGUAGUCAAGAUGAGCCAAGGAAAAGGUCAAUUUAGGCUUCUGUCCGUUGACCUAAUUCUUAUGUUGAUGACGACAUUGAGAGACCCCUUGGGAUUGGAUUCAGGUGAUAAAGUUGAGAACUUGUGGGGUUUGAUUUGUUUGGAGACAUUAAUUGAGCGUUGCUCAGAUGUUACUGCUGGGAUUAAAGCGAGGGCCUUAACCAAUUUAGCUCAAGUUGUAGGAUUUUUCUCUGGGAAUAAUAGGAGCAGGACAUUGUUGAAGGAAGUGAUGGGGUUUGGGAAUGAGGGCUUGAGUAGCACGAAAUGUAGGAUGAAUGAUCUCUUGCUGAAACGGUGUAUGGAUGAGAAGGCUGCAGUCAGGAAGGCGGCUCUUUUUCUGAUCUCCAAGUUAACAGUACUUUUAAGAGGUGCUCUUGAUGGAGAAUUGCUGAAGAUCGUGGGCAUGGCUUGUUCUGACCCCCUUGUUAGUAUACGGAAAGCAGCAAUAUCAGCUCUUUCAGAGGCCUUUAGAUUAUUCUGUGAUACAAACGUAACUAAAGAGUGGCUACAUUCUGUUCCACCUUUAAUAGCUGACAAUGAAUCUAGCAUCCAAGAAGAAUGUGAGAGCCUGUUUUCAGAACUUGUUCUUGAUCGAGUAUCUAAGGUUCCAUCAGAUACCACAUCCCAUCAUCAUUCUUUCACGGAUAAGUCAAAUGGAAAGUCAAGGAUUUUGGAUAGAGAAAUUGAAUUGUUAUGUCCUGAGGGAGUUUUGUGUAUACUAAAAGAGACUUGUGAUGCAGAGGUGACUUCUUGGGUGAAGAAGAUCUGUACAAGCUUAGGAAAGAAAAAAAGGCUCAAGCCCAAGAUUGCUACAGCCCUCCAGAAUAUCAUAAGGGCGUCUGAAUCCCUGUGGUUGAGUCAUUCUAUGCCAAUCGAGAAGUGGACAGCACCUCCAGGUGCCUGGCUUCUGUUAUCAGAGGUGUCAGCAUUCCUUCCAAAGGAGGUGGAGUGGGAAUUCCUCCAUCAUCAUUGGCAGCUCGUGGACAAGUAUGAACCUGCUGGUGAGCUUAGGAGCCCACACGAAAAAAGAGAUGGCAAUGAGGAAAUGGACAUAGAACCUAAUUCGGUUGCUUGGGCAGGGGACCGUGUCUUCCUCUUGCAAACAAUCUCUAAUGUUUCUGUGAAGCUGCCUCCUGAACCUGCUGCUGAUCUAGCUCAUAACUUUCUCAAGCGACUUGAGGAGUUCAACAUGCAUUCAACUGAGGUUAAUGCUCAUGUAAAGGCACUCAGAACUCUUUGCAAGCGUAAGGCCUUAAACCCAGAGGAGGCAGAUUCCCUUGUCAUAAAAUGGGUGCAUCAACUUCUUUCUAAAGCCUCCCAUGUACUAGACAUGUAUAUCUCACAGGAUUCUGAUAAAAACAAAAACACCUUUCUUACACCACAUAGUAGUGGCACUAGGCACGGAAAAGCAGUAACAGCAUCCAUGGGUAAAUUAUUGUUACAGGCAAUUACUGCAGUUUAUACGAUUGGUUCUUUAGUAAUCAUUUGUCCUUCAGCUGAUUUAAAGGCAAUAGUUGCAGUUUUACAUACCAUUAUCACCUCUGGAAAUUCUGAUACAAAAUCUAAGAUAUCAGUGGGGCCUGCAUUUUCUGUAAAGGAGGUAGCACCUUCUUUGUACAUUCAAGCAUGGCUAACAAUGGGCAAGAUCUGUCUUGCUGAUGGAAAACUGGCUAAGCGCUAUAUUCCUCUUUUUGUGCAGGAGCUUGAAAAGAGUGAUUGUGCAGCUCUUCGCAAUAAUAUAGUUGUGAUGAUGGCAGAUUUCUGUGUACGACAUACUGCAUUGGUUGACUGUUACAUGACAACAAUUACCAAGUGUCUACGUGACCCAUGUGAACUAGUUAGAAGGCAAACGUUUGUCCUGCUUGCCAGGCUAUUACAGAGGGAUUAUGUGAAGUGGCGAGGAGUGCUUUUCCUUCGGUUUCUGUUAUCCCUUGUUGAUGAAUCAGAUAAAAUAAGGCAAUUAGCUGGUUUCCUCUUCGGAAACAUUUUGAAAGUUAAGGCACCACUUCUAGCUUACAAUAGCUUUGUAGAAGCCAUUUUUGUUCUUAAUGACUGCAAUGCCCACACCGGACGAAGUAAUCCCCAGAACUCAAAAAGUGAAAACCAGGUGUUUUGUAUACGAGGUAAUGACGACCAAUCAAGGUCUAAAAGGAUGUAUGUUUAUGUCACUUUGCUAAAGCAAAUGGCUCCAGAACACCUUCUAGCCACCUUUGCAAAAGUUUGUGCAGAAAUUCUUGCUGCUGCAUCUGAUGGUAUGCUGAAUCUUGAGGAUAUUACUGGACAGUCAGUUUUGCAGGAUGCAUUUCAAAUUCUAUGCAGCAAGGAGAUCCGAAUUCCAUCCAUCCGUGCAUCAUCAUCUGACUCAGCGGAGCUGGAAGAAGAUGGAGGUGAGGGCGGAGGAUCAGCAGCUGUUGCUAAGGGAAGAGCUAUUACACAAGCCGUUAAAAAAGGCCUAAUUCAAAAUACUGUCCCCAUUUUCAUAGAGUUGAAACGGUUACUGGAGAGUAAAAAUAGUCCUCUGCUUGGUACCCUUAUGGAAUGCCUCUGGGUCCUUCUCAAGGACUACAAGAAUGAGAUUGAUGAGAUUUUAGUAGCUGAUAAGCAGCUUCAGAAGGAGCUUAUUUAUGACAUGGAAAAAAAUGAAACGGUGAAGGCCAAGUCAGCAGCCGCUGAAGCUAUUGCAACGAGACAGAGAUCAGAAACCUAUCAGUCGCCCUGUGAUCCUAGGAUAGCAAGAUCUGGUCCCUCACAACAGCCUCUACAUAGCCAUUCAAAGGUGUCUUCAGCCAUGGCAAGUGCAGUAGCUGCAACCAGGGCUCAGGCCGUGCUCAAGCAAGUUAACCAGGGUGCAUCAACACCACCACUCAGUGCUAUGAGCGUGCCUAAGCUCAAGUCUCGCACCAAUGCUGUUACUCGAGGAGAGAAGUCAUCAGAUUUAAUAGAAUCUUUACGACGAAGACAAUCUUUUGACUCUGACGAAGAGAACUGAUUUGCUAUCAAAGUAUUGCAAGUCAGAUCUGUUUCAUGCAAUUUUUGUAUCUUUCUGAUAGAGUUUCUUUGUUCUGAGAUGGAACAAUGCAUCAUCAAUCAUCAUCAUCAUCUGUGUAGGUGGCUCGAGAUGGUCUUGAAGUGCACAAGUUCUGUCACCUUUCAAUAUUUUUGAGGGACACCUGACAAUAUUCCCACACCAAACUACCAUUAUUGACGUUUCACCCUCAUGUAUGAUGGUUCUAAAAUUUU